AGGUUGGAGGUAGCGGCUUCGAAUCGCGUUGUUACCCAGGAUGUCUGCGUGCAGUCUUUCUGUAUUCUGCUAUCUGUCUUUUUAUUUGACAAAAGUUUAUAAGCCUAAAUUGAGCACACAAACCUGCAAAUGUAUGUAGAUCCAAUAAACCAUGCCGCCAUUUAAUUCUAUAGUGAACAUAAUAUGAGAUGAGAGGUGAGCAAUUGAGGCUUUAGUUUCGAUAUACAAAAUGCAUGUUUUUAAGUCGUCAAGAGCCUUAACUAGAAGAAAAAAAUAGUUUGGUUAAAGUUCUUAUAAGCGAAGGGAUUAACCGGAAAAGAUUUGACGCCCAUAUUUAGCGUCUCUUAAAAUAUCAAUUUUUGAAGUCACAAUGUGUCUGAAACUUGUGUUGUGUUUCUUCGGGAUUAAAUUUUGUGGACAUUUUUUCUUUCAGAGAAAAAUAUCAACAUCUUCCAAUGGUGUUUCGAUACUGGUUGAAUUAUUUCCUAUUUUCUGUUAUUGAUGCUGGUUGAAUUAUUCCUGCCUUCGUGUUUUUAAUCAGAUUUAUGACAGGAUUCUGUAGCUCUUGGAUGGAAAUAAUCAUCUCGUGAAAAUAAUAAACUUGGAUGGAAAUAAUCUGUUUGAAACAGAUUGAUCUUUUCGAAGCAUGGUCUUGUGACUGAAGAAUCAUUCAUUUGUUCUAAAGAUAUUUUUUUAAAUAUGAACCAAGUUACGAUACACUGCGGAACAAUGCCCCCCCCCCCUUGAAUCAUCGCUAAGUGGGUCGCUAGGAUGAGCAAUGAUUUUUUAUGUAUUGCAAGCGGCACAGAAACUCCAUUUAAGAUGUGGCAAGAUAUAGAAAGUGUGCUACUGGGUGAAUCCGCUUCUUCUGAGUCAAGAACUCAAAUGUACUCUUAUACUGCAGAACCUUGUACACAACAAAGUCCCAAGCUCAAUCAGUCACAAGAUAAUGCUACUAGCUCACCCAAUAACUUUUAUUCGUACUCACAUCCUCAUUCGUACCAUUUGCAACAAGUAGCACAUCAGCAGCAGCAACAGCAACACUACUUAAACCCCACGGUAGUUGGGGCAAAAUAUCCCACCAAUAACGGCUAUACUUAUGGACCUUACAGAAAUUCCUACAAGCGUGAAAACACAAAAUCGAACGCUUGGGACAUGAUGGGGAAGUUGAACGCUAACGACUGUUCAAAUAUGAGUUACAACUCCAAUUUCCCAAUGAAUGGUGGAUUUCCAACCAAUAAUAAACACGAUCCAAUGAUGAACUCUGUGUACAACGGCCAUCCCAAUUCAUACAACGCAACGUUAGCGUCCAUACAAUCUCAUAUGUCACCACCAGCGUCCCCAGAGACAUCCACAAAUCCCCAAAAAACCACUAGCCUCGAUGGCUAUUCUGCUACUAGUUCGACGAACAGUCGUCCUUCUAUGAUGUCUGGUUAUGGCUAUGGUAUGGCCAACAACGUCAUGACCACGCAAUCCCAUUUUCGAAUGAUGACACCACCUUCCUCACCGCACCUCGCCGAUUUACUGGCAGCAGGGAAUGCCUACGGUCUUAACAGGCCGCAAACCAACCAUCCACCUUCGCAAUUGCUUCCUCCUGGUCUGGGUGCCAUUCCACCAGCAACGAAGCACAGGAGGGGACGUAGAAGCACCGGAAGGAAGAAAAUCACAGUCCACACGUGUUCUCAUCCUGGUUGUUCGAAAACGUACACCAAAAGCUCUCACCUGAAAGCUCAUUUGAGGACUCACACCGGCGAGAAGCCAUAUCAGUGUAACUGGAAAGGAUGUGGAUGGAAAUUCGCACGAUCGGACGAGUUAACUCGGCAUUACCGGAAACAUACCGGAGAUAGACCUUUUCAGUGCAGACUUUGUGAGAGGGCAUUCUCGAGAUCGGAUCACCUUUCGUUGCACAUGAAAAGGCAUGCGACGGUGUAACAUAUCGACUUAUUGCAUAAACAAUCGAGAUAGAACUUACCUCAUUUUAUGUGAUAAAUACAAUUUUAAUUGAUUUUAUUAUACAAUAACGAGCUUUUUUUUGCUACAAAGUGGAACUGGAUGAACUUGUUAGUGAAGUUUUUUUUUUAUCCAUUUUGAAAACUUGUACAAAAUGUCCUCAACAGUUCUAAGCUUUGUUUUUGGAAUCGGUCCUUCGAUUGAGCUUAUAUUUUUUUCGUACUCUGAAUCAAAACAUAAUUCAUCCGCCAUUUUUAGAAUUAUGAGCAAGAAAUCAAAAUAUGAGCCUUCAAGCUUCUACUGAUUCUGGUUUAGUCACCAGGUAUUUAGCCUUAGAAGAAAAUUGGAAGUCGUUAGAUCAAAGAUAAGGAAGUACAUGACAACGAAUCAUAUGCUCAAAUGAAAACCCUGAACAAAUUAGUCAUUACAAAAAUUCCAUUUUUAUUUAUUUAGAUUAUUUCUACUUAAGACUGUAAAAUUGCAGUUUAUGAAUUUUCGUGUUCUAAACUUUUCGUUCAUUGAGUUCUAAUCUCAUAAUUUACAAUGAUUGUGCCUUUUCAUUAAUGAUUGUGCCUUAAGUCAUAAUGAUUGUGCCUCAAGUCACAUGAAUGUGUAAAUAAUUAUUUGUAAUAUUUCAAAAUUUGGUGCUUCGAUGUUUCACAAAUGUGAAAAAUGUACAUUUUUACUGUUUAAAAAAAAUUAUUUUUUUAAAGUUUUGUGCUAUGCUAUGAUGAUUUCUAAAUUACAUGAAUUAAAAUGUAUAUCAAAUGAAAAAUUUUUUGAUACACAUCUGUGUAUCAAAAAUGAUACAUUUGAAGGAUGAAUAUGUUGAUAAAUGUUUUUAUAAACAUCAAACAGAAAUUUAUAUUCGUUAUGAAUUUUGGAUUAUUUGAUGCUUUGUUUGAAAAUUAAAAACAGGAAAAUAGUUGUAAAUGUUACAAAUUGUGAACUCUCUGUGAUAUAUAGCUGUAAUUUAGUGCAUGAACAUGAGUCUUAAGAAAAAUUAACUAGUAAUUUCCAUUAUAGUUUGAGUUUUAAUUUUUAAAUACAUUAAGAGUCCCCUGACGUUAGUUAAAUACAUAAAGUUUUAUAUUUUUCUCUCCUUUUUAAUAGUUCUUUUCAAUGGCUAUUAAUGGCAAUGCCUUAUAGUGUAACACAAGUAAAAAGUUUGGAAAUUGGAUGAAUGAGUUUGCACUUUUUAAAAAUUUAAAAAAAAAUGUUCUAACAUUAUAAAAAUACAAACCGAGAAACGCCCUAAAUAUUUUAAAGAAUCCCUUAGAAGAGCAAAAGAAUCCAAAAGUUCAACAAAAAAAAAUUAUAAAUAAAUAUAAAUAAAUGCAAUAGCCUUGGCCUUAAUGAUAAUAAGUUUCAAUUCCUUAAUUUUUAGAAACGAUUCUUUUGUUUUCAGAAGAGUUCCUGUUUCAACUUGUUUAAAAAUUAAUCUGAGACUCCUAAUGUGCAUUAUGUUUUUAAAUCAUAUUUGACAAGGUUUAAAGUUUUAUAUCAAUUUUAAAUCAAAAUUUUUCAUGCUAUAACAAGGAUUUUUCACAUUAUUUUUACAAAUUUUGUAGCAAUACUAAACAUUUUGGAUGAUCAAGGAAUAUUUUCUAAAAAACAGUUUUCAAUUAUUAUCCAUAAAAGAUUUUGAAAUCACUUGUAUUUUUUUCUCAUUUUGAACAUGCAUAGACACUGAUGGCCAUAAUUAUGCAUUUUUAAGAGUAAGCUGUGUGAGGUUAUGAAUGAAAAGUUAUAAUUAUUUCACCUUUUAAAAUGGUUGAUUAUUAAUUGUUGAACUUGUAAGAUAUGUGUAUUGAUUUUUGAAUUUUUCUUAAAUACAAACUCUUUCUUUUUGACAUGCUUACAACAGAAAUUGAAUUUUAAAAAAAAGUUAUUUUGUAAAUUUUUAUUCUAUUAUUUUGCAUCGAUAUAUAUGUAUAUAGUUUUGUACAUAAUUUGAAGAUAAAUC
Parasteatoda tepidariorum (common house spider) is the source of this 3916-nucleotide messenger RNA. RefSeq lists its product as uncharacterized. The record is from RefSeq and is a predicted model, not a curated record. Gene Ontology annotation, biological process: regulation of transcription by RNA polymerase II. NCBI's taxonomy places the organism in Eukaryota, Metazoa, Arthropoda, Arachnida, Araneae, Theridiidae. Gene Ontology annotation, molecular function: DNA-binding transcription factor activity, RNA polymerase II-specific; RNA polymerase II cis-regulatory region sequence-specific DNA binding.